Messenger RNA from Trichoderma virens Gv29-8, 1497 nucleotides. RefSeq lists its product as uncharacterized. Lineage: Eukaryota; Fungi; Ascomycota; Sordariomycetes; Hypocreales; Hypocreaceae. The transcript is spliced from 9 exons. The record is from RefSeq and is a predicted model, not a curated record. Gene Ontology annotation, molecular function: iron ion binding; monooxygenase activity; oxidoreductase activity, acting on paired donors, with incorporation or reduction of molecular oxygen. Bases 1 to 1497 code for a protein of 498 amino acids.
AUGUUGGAGACUCUUUAUUCUAAUCUUACGGGCAUGCCCCUAACUACAGCUUUUGCCGCCUGUGCUCAGGCAGUUAUUAUAUACUGUAUUUGGCGUAUUAUUUACCAGAUUUAUUUUCAUCCUUUGUCCAAGUUUCCAGGUCCAUGGCUGGCCGCAGUCACAUAUCUGUAUAAGUUCAGAUUAGUUGUAUCAGGGAAUCAUCACAAAAUAAUAGAUGAAUUGCACAAGAAAUAUGGGGAAACAAUACGAAUUGGACCGAAUGAGCUCUCUUGUAUCCAUCCAACCGCUCUGAAAGAUGUCUAUGGUCAUCAUCCAACUGCUCAAACUUUCACCAAGGAUCCGAGAUUGUAUUCUAGCCCACUUGGCCAGACAGAAAGCAUUGUAACCAUCACGGACAUUAAUCGACACGCUGGUGUGAGGCGACUAUUAUCCCACGCGUUUUCUGACAGAGCAUUAUCCGAGCAGGAGGAUAUUAUACAAAUGUACGUCGAUAAACUAAUGGUUAAGCUAAGAGACCAAGCCAAGCAGGGGCCGUUUAACAUUAUCCACUGGUUUAAUUUCUUUACCUUUGACAUUAUUGGCGAGUUGUCAUUUGGUGAAAGCUUCAACUGCUUAUCUCAAGGACAAAUGGACGACUGGAUUACUGUCAUUCUGGGCCGCGUCAAGGCUUUAGCUAUUGCAUGGGGAAUUCGAAGUUUCCCAUUACUAAAUAAGACGUACCAUUAUUUUCUUCCCGCUAGUCUCCGCCAACAGGGAGCGAAGCAUAUGGCAUACUCAAGAGGGAAAGUUUCCAAGCGGUUACAGUCAACGGCCGAGAGAAAGGAUUUCAUAUCGUGCCUUGAUCGGGAGGGUAUAAUUAGUUCUUUCACAGUGGAAGAAAUAUCUGCACAUACGGCAUCUCUAGUGUUAGCCGGCAGUGAUACAACUGCUACGUCUCUCUCUGGAAUUUGCUACUACCUGAGUAAAAACCCCGAGGCCUAUAAAAUCCUCGCCAAUGAGAUCAGAAACACUUUCCAAGAAGAGAAGGAAAUCACACAUCUCAGUUGUCAGAGACUAUCGUAUCUUCAAGCAGUUAUUGAAGAGGGUUUACGGCUCUAUCCACCGCUGCCCAUUGGUGCUCCCCGUCUCGCUCCUAAAGGUGGCGCGAUGAUGGGCGACAUAUAUGUUCCUGAUAAAACAUACGUAUCCGUACCAUCCUGGACAUUGACUCAUUUAGAAGCCAAUUUUCCUGAUGCAUGGUCUUUCAAGCCCGAACGCUGGCUAAGCAGGUCUAGCCCGGAUCUCAGAGAUCAAAGCCAGCCAUUUCUCUUGGGACCACGUGGCUGUAUUGGAAGAAACCUUGCUAUGUUGGAAAUGCGGCUAGUGCUUAGCAAGCUGUUUUGGAACUUCGAUUUUGAGAUAAUUAAUCGUGAUCUGAUCUGGGAACGGGACCAGACAGCAUAUAUUGCGUGGCAGAAACCUCAGUUGAUCUUUCAAUUAACACCACGUCGCUUAUAG